Sarcophilus harrisii (Tasmanian devil) is the source of this 730-nucleotide messenger RNA. RefSeq names its product mitochondrial ribosomal protein L42 (gene MRPL42). Gene Ontology annotation, cellular component: mitochondrial large ribosomal subunit. The record is from RefSeq and is a predicted model, not a curated record. NCBI's taxonomy places the organism in Eukaryota, Metazoa, Chordata, Mammalia, Dasyuromorphia, Dasyuridae.
AUGAACGCCCUCUUCCGAGAUUCAAACCACGGUGACGUCACGGAGACAGGAAGUGAGUCUUGCGCAGGCGCACGAAGCGCCACGGGAAACGUGGUAAUCGCUGGGACAGACCGAGAUUGUAAUGUCCUUGGAGAUAUUGUCUACACGCUCUCCAGGAUGGCGCUGGCAGCAGCGUGGCGGGUCUUUUCCAGAGCUGGGCUGGCACACAGAGCUGCCUCUGGCUGGCAAAUGACAUUUCAGAAAGGAGCUGUAGGUUGUAUUUGUCAUAAAUCUACAUACACGCCUCUUCCAGAUGACUACAAUUGCAAGGUGGAGCUCGCAUUGUCGGCAGACGGCCGAACGAUUGUCUGUUACCAUCCUUCUGUGGACGUUCCUUAUGAGCACACCAAACCUAUAAUUAGACCAGAUCCUGUGGAUAACCAAGUGGAAACAUAUGAUCAAUUGCUGAAAGCCAGAUUAAAAGCAGAUGGUAAAACUACUCAGCAAGGACCCAUGAUAGAGGAGCUCAAUAAACUAUUCUUCACUACCAAGCACACUGGUACCCUCGAGGACAGUAUCAUCAGCGACGCAGAAACCCCAAUCCUCCCAAAGAAAGAUGAUUUUGAGACACUGACAUAGUCAUCAUUUACUAUCAAAGGGAAAAUGUCAUCUUUUGUUUAUUUCACUGCUUGAAAUUGUCACUUCUUGAUGUAAUGUGGAGAAAUUUAAAUAAAAUUAAUUCUAGAUUUUU